AUGGACAGCCAUCCUCUCUUCAGUCAUAAUCGAAAAAAUGCACAAUUUCCAUGCCCAGCCAAAAGAAGUAUGCUCAGACUCAUCUAUAAUUUGAUAGUUCUAAGCCUAAUAACUCCAUUCUGCUUAGUGAAAAAAUUAUUCUCCUUUAUAUCAAGUGGGAGCUAUACCCAGAAAAUUGUUGUUUGGGGGACGCUCUUCCUGUUGCUUUUUGGUGCUACUUACCUGGGACUGCUUGAUGGAAACUGGCUGUCUGGAGAUGGGUGGAAAGACUGCUCCAUUUGUAAUCUCAUCCAGGGUGGAAUCAAAGACCUGAGAUCCUUAAAGAAAGCUAAUUACAUUUUACAAUCAAAGGCACUUGAAAUCCAAUUUCUGAAGGAGCAGAAAGAAAACCUGCAAAUACAACUUCAAGAUCUAAAACUGACUAUGAACAAUAUUGCCUAUAACACAGUUGGUCAAAUACUAGAAGGAUAUGCAAGCAAAGGCAUUACAAAAUGGAAUAUUGAAAAUAUUCUUAAAAAAUUAGAACAAAAGUUGGAUGAAGAUAUUGUUCAGAUGAUAGAUUAUGCACUCCAAUCUACAGGUGCCAGUAUUGUUCAGUCCAGAACCACUAGAAGUUACCACUAUCCUGGUGGAAACUAUUCCUGGAAGUCAUUCAUUAUAUUCCCGUUUGUGAAAUCACCAGACUUAAUUCUUCAGCCCAGUUACCACCUUGGAAACUGCUGGUCUUUUCCUGGAAGUCAAGCUGAAACUGUUAUCAGACUAGCUAAGGAAAUUAUUCCAACAGCAGUUACAAUACAACAUAUAUCUAAGAAAGUCUCCCCCACAGAUGAGAUCUCUAGUGCUCCCAAAGAUUUUGCUAUUUAUGGACUAAAAGCAGAAGAAGAAGAAGAAGGAACUUUUUUGGGUCAGUUUACAUAUGACAUGGAAGGAUUCUUAAUUCAAACAUUCCAGUUGAAAAAUGAAUCUUCUGAAUUGAUGAGAUAUAUAAAGCUGGAAGUGAUAAACAACUGGGGCCAUCCUAAGUAUACUUGCAUUUAUCGGCUUAGAGUGCAUGGAGAUCCGAGAGCAUCUAAGAAUUGUGUAGAUGAUCAUGCUAAUAAAGGAUGAAAUGAUAGCAGCCAAAUGACAAAUUAUUGUAAUUUUGCCAAGGUUCUCAUUCUAUAACUAAA
Molecule: messenger RNA, 1169 nt
Organism: Notechis scutatus (mainland tiger snake)
Lineage: Eukaryota; Metazoa; Chordata; Lepidosauria; Squamata; Elapidae
Gene: SUN3
Product: Sad1 and UNC84 domain containing 3
Cellular component (GO): meiotic nuclear membrane microtubule tethering complex; nuclear envelope
Molecular function (GO): protein-membrane adaptor activity
Source: RefSeq, a predicted model, not a curated record